AUGAGCGUAGCGGUAGGCCAGAGUGCAGAUAAGGGCAAGGCCCCUGAGACAGUUACCAAUGGCAACACUGGGUUCCGGCCCCAGGCCAACAUGACCAUGGAGAGGCCUCGCCCAGAGGACCUGCAGAAGAGCUAUGCCAAGGUCAUUGUGGACGAUCCCAACCCCAAGGGCUGGUAUGGGACUAUGGUCGACACCUUCGGCGCCAUAAUCGGCACUCUCGGCGCGAUCCCAUGCUGCAUCUGCUGCCCGAAUCCCUACAAAGAAGUCGAGCAAGGCAGCGUCGGCCUGGUCACCAAAUUCGGCCGCUUCUACAAGGCUGUCGACCCAGGCCUUGUCAAGAUCAACCCUCUCAGCGAGCGCCUCAUCACCGUGGACGUCAAGAUCCAGAUUGCUGAGGUCCCCCUUCAAACUGUCAUGACCAAAGACAACGUCACCCUGCAAAUCACGUCCGUCAUCUACUACCACAUCGUGUCGCCGCACCGGGCCGCCUUCGGCGUGGCGAACGUGCGUCAGGCCCUCAUGGAGCGCACGCAAACCACCCUGCGGCACGUCGUCGGCGCGCGCGUGUUGCAGGACGUGAUCGAACGCCGUGAAGAAAUCGCCCAGUCCAUUGGCGAAAUCAUCGAGGACGUCGCGGCGGGCUGGGGCGUGCAGGUCGAGAGCAUGCUCAUCAAGGAUGUCAUCUUCAGCCAGGAGCUGCAGGAAUCGCUCUCCAUGGCGGCGCAGAGCAAGCGGAUCGGCGAGAGCAAGAUCAUUGCUGCAAAGGCGGAGGUCGAGGCGGCGAAGCUGAUGCGGCAGGCGGCGGAUAUUUUGUCGUCUGCGCCGGCGAUGCAGAUCCGUUAUCUCGAGGCUAUGCAAAGCAUGGCGAAGAGCGCGAACAGUAAGGUGAUCUUUUUGCCUGCGCCGAAUCAGACUAUGGCGGCGGCGGGGUUUGUGCCGGGGGGAAGUGGCACGAACCCGUUUGGGGAUGAGGGGCCUUCGUCGUCGUCGAUGGCGGCGAAUUUGACCGAGUCGGUUACCACGGGGACGACGCUCGAUCCGGGGUUCCAGCAGGCUAUUAAUGCGCGGAUUAUUGAGAACAUCUGA
Messenger RNA from Thermochaetoides thermophila DSM 1495, 1086 nucleotides. Its product is annotated as prohibitin-like protein. Bases 1 to 1086 code for a protein of 361 amino acids. The transcript is spliced from 2 exons. Lineage: Eukaryota; Fungi; Ascomycota; Sordariomycetes; Sordariales; Chaetomiaceae. The record is from RefSeq and is a predicted model, not a curated record. Gene Ontology annotation, cellular component: plasma membrane.